This is a messenger RNA of Prunus avium (sweet cherry), 663 nucleotides long. The record is from RefSeq and is a predicted model, not a curated record. NCBI's taxonomy places the organism in Eukaryota, Viridiplantae, Streptophyta, Magnoliopsida, Rosales, Rosaceae.
UCUGAAACAACUGCUCCCGCUGGCCUGGUCCCACAAUUCCUUAACCACCCUCAAGCUCAUCUGCAAGCUACUAGGCAGAAGCUUCCACCUCGAAGAAUUGUUCUACACAGCGGCGCUUUGGCUCCACCAGAACCACCCCAAGACCCUAGCGCACAACCUCCUGCCAAUUGCUGGGUCGUUGGGGGGUCGUUGGGGCGUUUCAGAUCCCUUCUCGAGGUUCUGUACGGGGUUCUAGAAGGCCGGGAUGAUGCCAACUACAAGAGGAAGAGGAUAAAGAGGAUGCAAAACCUGCUGUAUUAUUAUGAUGACUUGAUAAUUAAAACAGUAGGCAGCGGGAGGCGUACUAGUAGCAAGAAGAGAGAGAAGAUCAUCGCCAUGGCCAAGAAAGCUGUUGAGAUGUACGAGGGUGACCAAGAUUAUCAGUUUCUACAUGAGCGGGUUUCAGAUAUUUACGCUGAGUGCUUGAAGUAUGAUAUCAAAAACUUGAAGAAAUUUGAGCAGCAGGGAAAGGACAAUGUCAAUGAUCCUAAGCACUCCUUGAAGUUGGGGUUAACAGAUGCAGCGAGGUGUUGCCCUUCCGUGGAUUCCUUUUUCGACCGUGCCACUUUGCUCUGCGAGAGCAUUGCGAAGAAGGUUUUCCUGUGAGAGCAAUGCUCGCAAGGC